UUUUUACCUUUUUUUUCUUUUUUUCCUUUUUUUUCCCUUUUUUUUUUCUUGUUAUUAUUUUGGAGCCCUUGUCACAGCUCUUUUUAUCAGAGCCCUUCUUUGGGCCGGGCCCCUCAGUGGCCAUGGCUGUGCCAUAGCUGACAAGCCACCGGGAGCUGGCAGCUGGAGAUAAGACAGGGAGAAGGGCUGAAAAGGGCUGCGAACCCCCUUGGCGGCUGGGGGAUGAAUUUGGGGCGGGCUGUGGGUAGCCCCUUUCCCUUUGUGGCAGUGGCAUCCCUCAGCAGUGCCUCUCUGCUGCUCUCUAGGGCUCUGCGCCAUCAUCCACUACCUUGUCCAUGGGAAGCUGGGCUGGUUCAGGCUGACCGUCGCCUGCAUGGUGCCUGGCUACGCGGCUCAGCUCCUCAGCAUCCUCUGGUACAGGGCAGAUGGCCACCCACCCGGCCGCUGGCUCCUGGUGCUCCACCUCCUGCAGCUGGGCCUUUGGAAGCGGUGAGAGAUGCUCCCCAUGGUCCAUCCAGCCCCAUCCAACCCGGAUGCAGUCCGAAACCUGCCAAAACCAGGGUGGACAUUCCAUCACCGUGACUCUUGCAGGUGUCAGUGCAGGGCUGUCGCUGCUCUCCCUCGCUUGGGCUUUGGUCUCCUACAGCCACUUCACUUGCCUGCUGAAACCUGGCCACCUCUGCCCACCGGCUGCAGCCAUCGUUUUCCUACUGCUCUGGAGGACGGGGAUGCUGGGGACCAGGGUCCUGGCCCUGGUGCUCUUUGCCAGGCUGUAUUCCUUCUGGGUUUUUGCUGUGGCAGGUAUCCACUGGUUGCUCAUGUCCUUCUGGCUGGUGGCCCAGCAGACAGACAUCAUAGCCCAGCCCUGCCGCUGGAGGCUGUUCAAUUGCCUGGUGGGAGCAGUGUACAUCUUCUGCUACCUUAAUGUCCGGCCUGGUCCCUCCAAGCACAGGGUGGCUGUAUUUUAUGCAAUAAUGCUGAUGGAAAACACCCUCCUGCUGCUGCUGGCCACCCGGUUCCUGCAGGCAGAGCUGAGGAACAGCCUGUAUGUGACUGGGGCUGUCCUGUCAGGGUCUGUGAUAGGUGCCGCAGCCCUGGUGGUUUAUUACAGCCUGCUCCAUCCCAAGUCCACAGAGAUCUGGCAGGGCUUCCUGGAGACAACCUGCAGUGCUGCAGCUGCCAGUGAUGAUGAGGUUGCUGGAGAUGACUCCCAAGCUGAGCAGAGUUCAGGAAUUUCGGGAGAUGGAGAGUCCUUGCCAGUGGAAGGGGCCACAGCAGAUCUUAAAAAUGGGAACAGCUCGUUGCUCCUGCAAUUCAGAGGGUGUUUGGAGGACAGCUGGACAAACCACCACCACUGGCUUCUGGUAAAGCUGGCCUUGAAGACAGGAGAUAUGUCUGUGAUCGUCACAGCUUUUGGAGACGGUGGCGUGGAAGAGGCUUACACUGGAGGAUGGAUGAUGCGGAAACCCACCAGUGUUGAGCCUGGGGCAAACCUUUCCCUUCCCACAAGGGAAAUCAGUCCUCAGAGUGUUGAAUCUGGUUUGACUGAUGAGAAAUUGAAAGUGGCAGGGAAUGAAGUGGGCAGCAAACCCAGCACCAGUGCUGCAAGAAUGGCACAGGAGGAUGGAGCGGGGCAGGAGCCUGUUUUUCCCCCAGCCGUAUCCUUUCCCAGCAGCUUCUCCUCGGAUCCGGCCGAGGCGUCCUCUACGUAUUUCAGCGCAAGCGCAGGAGGCGUUGCUUCGCCCCACACGGGGACAGCUACAGCUACGUGCGUGGCCCUGAUGCAAAGGGACAGCGAAGCCCAGCCUCCUCCUGGCUGCCUGGAAGGAGGAGGAGGAGGAGGGCAUUUAUCCCUUGAGAUGGCAAGCAUCAGCCCAAUCCUGGGUGCAUGUGCCCACAAGCAUUUGCAGAGCAGCUCGUCCCUUGGUGGCACAGGUGGCUGUGGGGUGGCAAGUGUACCCAGAGAGAGCUUGGAGCCUGCAGAGUCAGAGGGUGCCCUCAUGGGGUGGCAUCACAUUUGGGACACCCACUCUUGUGGCAUGCCUGGGACUGUUGUGAGGAGCAAGCUGAGGCCACCUUGCUUCACCUCCACCCCCAAGGCUGACCCUGGAUGCCCACAGUGAGGACUGGGGAAGCUGGGAGAGGGGGCAGACCUGUCUGGGUUGCUGGAGUGACCCUGUAAUUUGCUGCACUGUCACCUUGGGUCAGCACUGGGGUGACUACCUUGUCAAUAGGGUACGGUAGGAGGUGGUGGGGUGUUAAUGCUGGCCAUGAAGACUGUCCCUGUGGUGCCCCUGCCACCAGGCACAGGUGGUCCUCCAUCACUAGGACAUUGCCUUCCUUCCCAGUGCAUCUUCUACUUGCAAUUUUGGAGAGCUUCAGAGGUCUUAAAAAGCCUUAAGAGUCCAGAUUCUGGUAUUCAUUAAACUUAAUUAUGUAACAGUCCUACUAGGCAGCUGAAACAUGCUGCCUUUGAUGUGUUUGUGACCAUGUCUUGAAGCAUGUCCACUAAUAAGUGCCUGUGCAAGCUGCUGGCCUGUCCCAGCAUGGAGCUCUGGCAGCUGCCUCCAGGAGCUGCAAUGCUCGCCAAAGCAGGAGUCUUCUCAGGACAAACAAGUGCCUAAACCAGAAAAAUAGUGAGUUUUACUCUCAGAUGCGCUUCCUUCUGGGCAGAAUAAGUCCUAAAAUAAGGCUUAGCUGUGCUUCAUUUGUUUUUGCCCCUUGAUGUUCAUCUUGAGAGCUUUACCAGCACCAUUUUCUGGGGCCACAUAGGAUCGUAGAUCCUCUUCAUACUGCAGACCACAACCUCAGGACCCUGAAUUGCAGACAAAAGCCAUGUCUUGCAUGCUUGCCCACUGCCCUGCUUCCUCAAGUGAUCUUUUCUGCCCAAGCCUCUUCCUUGUCCCCUUCCACCCAGCUGCAGAUAAUCCAGAUCUGGGUGGAUGCUCCCUCCUGAAUAUAGCCUCAAGCCAAAUCUCAAAGCAGAUCUACAUGCUCCUGCCACCAUAAAAUCCCCAUUGCAGGCAGGGUUUAUUUGUACCGGGAGCUAAAAGCUUCAAUACUUCGGUCUCAGAACUAGCUAAUGCUUCCAGCCAGGCUGGCUGGACGUGGGUUUGUGCCCAGGACGUGGCUUGACUUGUUGAUUGAGGGCUGGUGAGCUGGGUUCACCAGGAACCUCCUGAGCACCAACUGGUGCACAUCUGGCCAUGUCCUUCAGCUGUUGUCCCGCUGUGGGCAGGACUUUGGUGGUGCCACAGGGCAGGAAAGGCAGCUGGAAGGACAGGCAUGUGAGGAAGUAUUAAAAAAAAAGCUCCCACAUAGCAUUCACUGCUCAGGAUUGACUCAGGCAGAGGUUUCUUCAAGCUGAUCCGGGCACUGAAAACCCAGUUGGUGCUGGAUUUGGAGUGCAGGGGAAGCUCCACGUCUCUGUUCAGACCUCAGCGCUGCCGUGCUGUGGCUGCGCUCUGCAGGGAGGAAGCAGUUGCAGUGGCUUUUCCGGAGUCUUCCUCACUAUGUGAAUCACACAGAAGGCAGCAGAGCUGCUGUGGCAUUAUGGAAAUUUUUAUCUGGGUUGGUUUUCUACCUUGGAUAAUAUAUAAUGAUGCUUUAAAAAACAAA
Molecule: messenger RNA, 3618 nt
Organism: Falco peregrinus (peregrine falcon)
Lineage: Eukaryota; Metazoa; Chordata; Aves; Falconiformes; Falconidae
Gene: XKR5
Product: XK related 5
Exons: 5
Coding region: 426-2123 (565 amino acids)
Biological process (GO): apoptotic process involved in development; engulfment of apoptotic cell; phosphatidylserine exposure on apoptotic cell surface
Cellular component (GO): plasma membrane
Source: RefSeq, a predicted model, not a curated record